GUUUCAGGGGCAGGAGAUGCUGUUUCUCUGUGCUCCAGUACCUACGAUUAGGAGUUAGUGUCUGUUUAGAACUAACAGACGCUAACUGUGUGUGUGGCUCCAAGGAAGAGUUGUGCUGAGGGCCAGAACCCUGUUCCUCCCCUCCACCACCCUCAUGGUCCUUUCCAAUUUCACUCCCACUGGCAUCAGUGGUUUUUUAAGUGUAUAACCUCUGCUCCUUCUAUCUGUACAUCUUCCAGGCACUCACCUUUGGCUUCAAAGAGUAGUGCAGAACGUCUAUCUGGCUAUAAAUUGUACAGAACCAUCCCCCCUACCUAGCUGCAUAGAGAACCCUCUUCUGUUCCACCAGCCUCUCCAGUCUCUACCGAGCACUGCUAGUGACGGACUUGGAAGCCUGGACUAGGACUCAUAAAGGGACCAUGGCUUAGAAUGCAAUUCAAACAGAUGGAUCUGUGAGGCCACAGGGUGGUGCCUCGCGGACCUGGAACUACGUUUCCCAGGAGGCAUUGCGCUGGCGCCGGGGCGGGCCUAGCUGAGGGGCGGGGCCUGCGGGCCAGAGCGCGCGUUCGCGAGGCCCGGAUGGCGGGGCAGGUGAAGGACCGCGAGGCCUUCCAGCGGCUCAGCUUCCUGUAUCAGGCCGCCCACUGCGUCCUCGCGCAGGACCCCGAGAACCAGGCGCUGGCGAGGUUCUACUGCCACACGGAGAGGACCGUGGCCCGGCGGCUCGUGCUGCGCCGGGACCCGUCGGUGAAGAGGACCCUCUGCCGUGGCUGCUCUUCCCUCCUCCUCCCGGGCCUGACCUGCACGCAGCGCCAGAGACGCUGCAGGGGACAGCGCUGGACGGUGCAGACCUGCCUGACGUGCCAACGCAGCCAGCGGUUCCUCAAUGACCCUGCACACGUUCUCUGGGGAGACCUGCCUCAGGCCCAGCUGGGGGGCCAGCCAGAUCUGAGACCACCGCAGCCCUUGCCAAGCACAGUCCACCCCACCCCACCCCACCCCGCUGAGGAGAAAGCGCAGCCCCAGAGCUCUAGACCCAGUGAUGGAGUCACUGUCUUCCAGACAAAUAAAGUUUAAUUCUGUUUCA
This is a messenger RNA of Pipistrellus kuhlii (Kuhl's pipistrelle), 1087 nucleotides long. It is a transcript of the gene RPP21, whose product is annotated as ribonuclease P/MRP subunit p21. The coding region runs from base 580 to 1077 and encodes 165 amino acids. The record is from RefSeq and is a predicted model, not a curated record. Gene Ontology annotation, cellular component: nucleolar ribonuclease P complex. Gene Ontology annotation, biological process: tRNA processing. The transcript has 5 exons. Lineage: Eukaryota; Metazoa; Chordata; Mammalia; Chiroptera; Vespertilionidae.